UGCCCAGCUGCCUGUUGUGCGUGUGCAGAAUUUCCUAUUCCUGGAGCAGGAUACAUAUGUUGUGUACAGUAAUGGGGCUUUGAGGCAGUAGAUAAACCCCACAUUGUUCACAAGCCCAGCUUAUUCUAUUCAAGCAUAAAAAAAAAAAACAACAAACUUAAAUAUCAUGAGCCUCUAUUUUUCUUAAGACUCCGGUGAAAUGGUGCGUGAUAUGUGCGAACAGCCAAUGCUGAAGUAUAAGAAGUAGUUUUAUUCUUACAGCUCUGGACUGGAGCUCCACAUUUGGCCAUCAGCAGUGGUGACCUCAGGCUAUUUGCUGCUUUUCUGAGGCUUGAUAUAUUGUCUUUUCUCUAAAAACUAAGAGAGGACUUGCUAUUUGCUUUAUCUGCUAGGAGUUUUCCCCAGGCAGCAUCUGCUUUUUCCAGCGUGUGGUGUUAAAUCCUGGAAAAGCUCUUUACUAAAAGGAAAGUUAAACUUUUGGGGGAGGGCACUGGCCCCAUCUGAAGCUCAAGGGCUACUGGAGAAGGGACUUUGGUGGUGUCUGUGGUGCUGCACCAGCCUCUUCCUCUCCCCGUGGCAGAUAAACUGAAACACAAGAUGCUCCCCGGGUGGGUUGGUGCGAGCACCGCCCGUGGGUCCCUCUUGUGAUCCGGCGAGGGGCUGGCCGGCCGAGCGGCGGAUGUCGGGGUUGGUGUUUCAGAUGAUGACAGGAAACCAGAAACUGGCUAAUGAGCCCCGGAGGAACCAGCUCCAGCGUUGGUGGCUGCGGCCGUGAGAUGCAGGAGGAGAUGGGACGGACAGGGGAGAGCGGCUGAGGCUGCGGGUAAGGCUGGACGCAGCCAGGCCAUGGGGCAGCUGGAGCUGCUGUGGGCGGCUGCCGCACUGAUGCUGCUCGGGGCCAUUGUCAGCCUCUGUGUCAAGUGCCAGCUCUCUGCCACCAAGCGCAAGAAGCAGCAGAGUGAGCGGAGGAGUCAGUUUGAAAGCCAGCAUGGGUUUGAGGUGAUCCGAUCCCAUUCCACUACAACCCGGAGGCUGGAACAAAUUAAGGAACCUGAAAACUUAUCAAUAGCAAGGGAGGUUUCACGGAUGCUCCUUCUGACUCAGUCAUUGCUGUGGUUUGUAACCCCUGGUACGGUUUGCUCAGACCUGGGACUUCUGUUGCCUUUUUUCUCCUCCAGGAACAUCACCAAGGAGCUCGGUGCCUCCCGCCACGCUGGAUACGCCCUGCAGCCGUGUCCCCCAGCCCUGAGCAAAGCGCUGAGCGGGAGCAGAGCUGCUGAUGCUGCAGCUUUCGGUGGCUCCGUCAUCAAAUGCCUCCUGUCGCUCAGCCUGAGCCUAACGUGGCCCUCGGCUUUUCCCCAGGGAGCAGGACCGAGUCCAGAGGACUGCCUGCGAGGGGACACUGCCUAUGUGGAGCCCAUUGCUCUGGAUUACUACAACCAUGCCCGGUUCUUCACGCCACCCAACGAGAAAGAGGAGGAUUCCCAUUCCUAUCAGAACGUCAUCAUUGGAGUCUCUCACAGCUGCGACCUGGUCACAGAUGACUCUGCAGACUACGAGAACAGCGCGGCGAUACACAUAUGGAAACUCCAGCAAGCGGAAGCUCUGCAGACAGAAAGCCUGGAUGAUGAGCCAGACUACAUCAACACAGCCCCUGUGUCAGACCCUGUCCCUCUGUCAAAGCGAAGUAUUCUGCAUAAAGUCUGAAGAAGUCCUUUACCGAGCUGUAAGAGUGUACACAGGGAGAGGGAAGUCUCCGAUAUCUCAGUGAAAUCUCUUCUCCAAAUUGUGCCCGAGAUCACGUCGAAGGGGUGCCGCCAAAAGGAAGAAAUGCUCUGCUUGAAGUCCCACAGAAGUCCAACUGCAAACCUGCAACUGGACAAAGCACCAUGCCCGCAAUGACCAUGGGCAAGCUCGUUAUCCCAUCUCGUUUCCCGGCACGUCUGCUUGAGGGAGGAUGGCCAGUCCGUGCAAUGUUUUCUCCUGUCAAGCACGAAAUGAAUCUUUAAAUUGCUGAGCAGUAAUGCAGCCAGCUGCUUAAUUUGUUAGAGUGACUCAUGCAUGAUGGUAUUAAGACACAGGGAUUAUGUUCUGAUUUAGUUCCUAUGUUCUACAGAAGCGGUUUCCUGCAGAAGAGGAACUGGCAGAGGUUGUUUUUAGAACAGCAGUGGCUCUCUGGAGCUGAAUGAGAUACCAGCCUGUGCACAAAAGCUGAAGACUAAAAAGGAUUAAAUCCCUGCUUUAUCCACUGCUUGUAAUUCUCAGUGUUUCUGGCAAUUUUCCUUGUUUCGGUAUCUGUUUUAUAAUGAUACAAAAACCCUGCAAGUAUUGAGAUGGUUCAAGCCAGAACUGCCAACCUCAGAAACUGCACCAGUCUUUCAGUGUUGCUGUAGGAACAUCAGCCCUAAAACAUAACCCUUGUCUCUCGAGGCCUGAUGCACAGAUUUGGCACCGUUGUAUCACUUAUUUAUUAAAAUUGAUAAGCCUCCAAAGAAAA
Columba livia (rock pigeon) is the source of this 2497-nucleotide messenger RNA. It is a transcript of the gene LAT2, whose product is annotated as linker for activation of T cells family member 2. The transcript has 13 exons. Gene Ontology annotation, biological process: B cell receptor signaling pathway; B cell activation; calcium-mediated signaling. Gene Ontology annotation, cellular component: plasma membrane. Bases 847 to 1707 code for a protein of 286 amino acids. NCBI's taxonomy places the organism in Eukaryota, Metazoa, Chordata, Aves, Columbiformes, Columbidae. The record is from RefSeq and is a predicted model, not a curated record.